This is a messenger RNA of Tetrapisispora phaffii CBS 4417, 660 nucleotides long. It is a transcript of the gene GEP7, whose product is annotated as Gep7p. Lineage: Eukaryota; Fungi; Ascomycota; Saccharomycetes; Saccharomycetales; Saccharomycetaceae. The coding region runs from base 1 to 660 and encodes 219 amino acids. The transcript has a single exon. The record is from RefSeq and is a predicted model, not a curated record.
AUGCGUAUUUUUACUUGUGCAUUGAGAGGUUUACAUACACAGAGCCGAGUUCCUCCAAGGUCUCUGCUUAUCAAACAAGCUAUACGAUUGGGUAAGAUUAAGCACCCUUCUAAUGACCAAUUAAUUUCAGAUUCGUUAAAAGAUUUGAAAGCUAUGUUUCAACCCAGUGCAUCUACACAAGAUGAUGAAGACUUAGAUAUUAUUAGAAAACAAAAUAACGUCAUAGUGAAUGUUAAUAAUGGCAAAUAUACGAAACUCAUGGUCAGUAAAUUGGGACUAGUUGAAAAAGAUAUGAAAUUUGAGGAUGCAUCAAUACUAAUCAACAAUUUCAAAAAAUUAUCUUGGGAUGAGUUACAAUUUAUAAUUGAUGCCACUGAAUAUCAAUACCCAAAUGACACCAAUUGGAAUAAAUUGCCGGUUUUCAUCAAACAACUUCAAUAUUACAUAGGGUAUGGUUCAUAUGGCCCCAGAGAAAGUAUACCUUUUGCUCAUUCUAAUGGCAUUCCCAUGGAUUUUACUUACAAUCAUAGUUCAAGAAUGAUUCAAGAUAAACACCAGGUCAUUAAAAGGUUGUCCAGUGAGAGGUUGACAAAUAUCAAUUCCAUCUACAAAAAUGAAUCAUUGGAUUAUUUCACAAAAUAUGUGGUUAUUUUUUCGUAA